UUUCCAUGGCCUAAAGCAAGAAGUUUCUAAUAUCUUGAAUCCCUUUGUUUCCAUUGUCUCUUUCUUUGACUCUACACAUUCUUUCAUCUGCCCCAUUCCUGAAGGCUAUUGAGUCUUUGGGGCUCUCCAAGAUUUGAUAUUUAGGGGAGCUCUUCUUUCCUUGAGCCUACAUUUUUUAUUCUUGACAUCAAUCUCCAACACCCAUUUGCUUCAACUACAGAGAAAAUCCCUCCAGAUUUUUUCUGGGUUUACUCUUCUUCUUUUUCUGUGAAUUUUUGUUUUUGGCUAAAGGGGUUUCAGAGCAAAGGGUUUUCUAUGGAUUCUCAAGUUCUUGUUGCUCUUGGUCUUUCAUUGUUGGGUGGAUUGAGUACCUCUCUAGGUGCACUUUUUGUGGUUAUUAGCCAGGCUCCUAACUUGAAGAUGCUAGGACUUUUACAGGGGUUUGCUGCUGGUCUUAUGCUUAGCAUAUCAUUCUUUGACUUGGCUCAUAAUGCUAUAAACUCCAUUGGCUUCUUAAAAGGAAACCUCUGGUUUUUUGCAGGUGUUAUCUUCUUUGCUCUUGUUUCAAAUUUCAUCCCGGAACCUACACUUGCACCCAUUUCAAGUGCCAAAGGCAAAAAGAAAGACGGAGAUGAUAGGGGUAAGGAUAUUAUGAAGAAGCAUCGCCGCCAAGUUUUAUUUAGUGGAAUCAUCACAGCAGUAGGUAUAAGCUUGCACAACUUUCCUGAAGGGAUGGCUGUGUUCCUUGGAUCAAUGAAGGGACUUCGGGUUGGUCUAAACUUGGCUCUUGCUAUUGCUUUACACAACAUACCAGAGGGUGUUGCAGUUGCACUUCCAGUUUAUUUUGCAACACAGAGCAAAUGGCAGGCAUUCAAAUUGGCAACACUUUCUGGUCUCGCAGAGCCCCUGGGUGUAAUUAUUGUGGCAUAUCUAUUUCCAAGCAGCUUGAAUCCUGAAAUUCUGGAGGGCCUCCUGGGAGCAGUGGGAGGGGUGAUGGCAUUUUUAACCUUACAUGAGAUGCUUCCAUUGGCAUUCGACUAUGCCGGUCAGAAGCGAGCUGUCAAAGCUGUAUUCCUUGGAAUGGCUUUCAUGUCUGCGAGCCUAUAUUUCCUAGAGCGGAGCUUGCCAGCGGACAUGAGCUUGUAGUUCUCAGUCAUAUGGUGUUUCACUACUUGUACUGCUGAACUUCGAUGGAGUUUUUUCGUGGUGCUAAGCUUCAAAACUAAAAUUCGCAUUCUUACAAAAUCCAUGAGGCAUGGCAUUUGGUUUGGCAAGCUGAAUGAGAGUGAAGGUAUAACAGUUUCUGAGAUUGUUUUAUAGUAAAAUAGGAAAUGCACAGAGACUCAGCCAGUAUCUCAUAUAUGAACAAGAGAUACAUGGGCAAAACAUUGUGUGGAUUAAUUUACGAAUGGUCAUCCAACUUUCAAUUCGUUGUAACAAUGUCACAAAACUAACCUUUGUAAUGAAAUAAAUAAACUCAAAAAGUAUUAACUGAAUGCUGGAAAACGUAAAUUCAGUUUGGAAA
Molecule: messenger RNA, 1525 nt
Organism: Solanum tuberosum (potato)
Lineage: Eukaryota; Viridiplantae; Streptophyta; Magnoliopsida; Solanales; Solanaceae
Product: zinc transporter ZTP29
Exons: 12
Coding region: 316-1146 (276 amino acids)
Biological process (GO): zinc ion transmembrane transport
Cellular component (GO): membrane
Molecular function (GO): zinc ion transmembrane transporter activity
Source: RefSeq, a predicted model, not a curated record